Molecule: messenger RNA, 1137 nt
Organism: Pseudonaja textilis
Lineage: Eukaryota; Metazoa; Chordata; Lepidosauria; Squamata; Elapidae
Gene: OGFOD3
Product: 2-oxoglutarate and iron dependent oxygenase domain containing 3
Cellular component (GO): membrane
Molecular function (GO): oxidoreductase activity, acting on paired donors, with incorporation or reduction of molecular oxygen; iron ion binding; L-ascorbic acid binding
Source: RefSeq, a predicted model, not a curated record
GCGCCCCCCCCCCCCCGGCCCUCGAAGGCAGCAUCCUAAGAUCCAGGUGGAGCUGCUUCAUUGGAACAAUGGCUCCUCAGCGGCGGGCGGGUGGAAGGGCUCCGGAGAGCGGCGGUGCGGGUGCGGCGGCUCGAGCGGAAGACCGUCGUCACUGCAGCAGUGGUGUGAAAGAAAAUGUUCAGAAAGAGUCACGGCGAAAAUGGUUAACAGCAGCUUUCCUUCUCUCAUCUGCCAUGCUGGGUUAUCUUUUGAGUAGGAGCUACCUGUUCCUUGAAGAUGGAGUUACAGAAGUAUUGGCUCAUCAUGGUGAAAGCAUCCCAAACAAAUUCAUUGAAGUACCCUGCUCAGAGGAUUAUGACAGCCAUAAACGGUUUGAAGGCUGUACCCCUCGGAAAUGUGGAAGAGGAAUAACAGAUGCCAUAAUUAACAGGGAAGAAGCUGAGCAAAUCCGUAGAAUAGCAGAGAGGGGACUGUCCUUGGGAGGAUCGGAUGGAGGGGCUUCAAUUCUAGAUUUGCACUCUGGAGCCCUUUCUUUGGGGAAGCAUUUUGUUAAUAUGUACAGAUACUUUAAUGAUAAAAUCCAUGACAUCUUCACAGAAGACGAUUUUCAAUUAUAUCGUGAUGUGAGGCUAAGAAUUCAACAAAAAAUAGCUCUUACUUUUGGCAUCAGCUCAUCUUCCAUGUAUUUGACGAAGCCAACUUUCUUCUCUAGAAUAAAUAAUUCAGAAGCAAAGACAACCCAUGAUGAAUAUUGGCAUCCUCAUAUUGACAAGGUGACCUAUGGCUCCUUUGAUUACACAUCACUGCUCUACCUAUCAGACUAUGCAGAAGACUUUGGUGGCGGACGGUUUGUCUUUAUGGACGAAGGUGCAAAUAGGACUGUAGAACCUCGAGCAGGACGGGUUUCGUUUUUCACAUCUGGCUCAGAAAACCUCCAUCAUGUUGAGAAAGUCCACUGGGGCACUCGCUAUGCCAUCACCAUUUCCUUUACCUGCAAUCCUGACCAUGGUAUCAGGGAUCCCGUUUUAACAUGACAGGUGGUAGCCAGAUGGAUUGGCAAGAGAAAUUCUGUAUGGAAGAGGAAAAAAAUCCUUUUAAAUUACCAUAUAAAUUUCACUGAAUUUUAUUUAAAGUAAA